Volvox carteri f. nagariensis is the source of this 4197-nucleotide messenger RNA. RefSeq lists its product as uncharacterized. Lineage: Eukaryota; Viridiplantae; Chlorophyta; Chlorophyceae; Chlamydomonadales; Volvocaceae. The transcript has 7 exons. The coding region runs from base 1 to 4197 and encodes 1398 amino acids. The record is from RefSeq and is a predicted model, not a curated record.
AUGAUAAAGUCUUUGUUCCAUCACUCCAGGAUAUAUUACUGGAUUCUUUUGGUGUUUGCAUUUUUAGUAACCUGUUCGACUUUGCUUCUGACGUACAAGCAUCACCAUAACACUCAUCCAGAGGACCGCUCUCAGCUCUUUCAUUUCGGAAAUGCGGAUUGGUCAUCGGCAAAAGCUUCGGGUACUUUGGGUCAUACCGAAACUUCCGAAAACGGAAGUAGAAUUUCCCAAGCCGGUCCAAUUGCAGAAAGAGAACCAUGCGCCGGGGCGGCCCAAGGGCCGGAGCCUGCAAUAAAUGAUACAGAAAUGGACUCGUCCUCGAGAUCAGAAAUACUCCAGGAAUACCGCAUUGUGGAUAGCGUCGUUACUCUGUUCCACCAAGGCAACCAUCAGUGUGGUCCUGGUUCAGUAUGCCUCAGCUUUUUAAAUGGCGGCGGGAUGUCUCAAUCUUUGAGCGUGGCAGGUUGGGUGCGCCUGGACACAGCCCUGGAUGAAGUGUUUGACGUUACCGCAUUUUCCAUUGGCCCGGUGAGCCUCAAGUUCGCGGCGCCCGCGGUGCCGUACGUUGGCGUGGAAUCGGCGUGGCCCGACGUGCGAAGACAAUUUGAACAUAAGCCCGGCCUGCGUGGGAACUGCGCGGAUCUUACCAUACGUUCCUACGAGACCCAAUCUUUCGAUGAUGCUUUGCGAGAGUGUGCGCAGUUGCCCGGUUGCACUGUCGUCACACGGAACUCGCAUGACCUGUCCACAUUCUUCUGUCUUGCGGCGUAUUCCAUUGAUACUCCAGAUGGCGCCUGGGCAUCGGCAGUCUUGCGUGAAGCGCCUCCCUUCCACCAAUAUUCCGGGGCAGUCACCGUAAACAGCUGGAAUUACUUUGCAAUGACCCACGAAUCUGGGAUUCUGCGCUUUUAUGUGAAUGGGUUCCUUCGCCAAACAAUGGAGGUCAGCAUUCCCGAGGAUGUUACACAGCUGGACUUAGGGCGAUCUCCACGCUGGUUUGAGAGCCGCUUUCCGGGACAGAUCGGGAAUAUUCGCGCGUGGCGUCGUCAGCUCCAGCCAAACGAAGUGGUGAUGAGCAUGUCAACCGAGCUCCCUACAAGGGACCAUGUUCUGAACGUGACCGCGUCGCCACUCUGGACUGGGCCGCCUCCCAUUAGACCGACCUGGGCUAGCCUUGCAGUGCCAAGCCAUGUAUCCGAAUGUGAUGCGGCAGUAAUAGUACCUGUACUGGAGCGCACGCCCUUCCCCCAGCUGCAGACGCUUGCGACCCAUCUGCAGCACUUCGCUGGCCACUCAUGCCAUGCCAAGGUGUUCAUGGUUGCAUGCUCACGCCAGGACUUGGGUAAUUCCAGUCUGGACAACCUUCAGGAUGCUGUACUCCUGCGGCCCGACGUUUCACUACGUUGGGAUGCAUGUGUCCAGUAUGGCUUGAAGCUGGCACUAGCAAAGGCCUACACAACGCCCUACAUUGCUGUGGUCGCCGAGUCCCUGGUGCCUUUGUAUGGCUGGCUGUCAGGGCUUGCGCAUGACCUGCAGCUGCAUACAGACACGUCUGCGGUUUUUGCCAAAAUCUUAUUCGCAAACGGCACAAUUAAAAGUGCUGGGUCUCGUUUUGAGCAGGCGUACGAUGACUACUUGGGACGUCAGGUGUUGCGGCCUGUCGAGAUGUACGCAGGUUAUCCAUGGAAUUACCAGACAACCAUGAAGACCAUGAUGAUACGUGGUGCAGGCUGUUCGGCAUGGCUUAUGCACAGCUCUGAUUUUCGCAAAAUUCUGGAGGAUGGUUUUCCUUCAGGUUUGGGCAGCAACCUGGCUUGCUCGGAUAUGGCACUCAAGCUUCAGCGCGGGGGCCGUGCUGUGCUCCUGUCUCCGCAGGGUGCCUUUGUUGAUACUGCAGCACGCAUACAGCACGAGGACACAGCCGCAUUGCAGGCGUUUGAUGAGGUAUGGGGAGCCGAUCUCGCGUCACAGCAUGCACUUGGACUGGCGUUCAACGCUACUGUGAGCUGGGUCAUGCAAUGUGGUGGAUAUGAAGGCAUUAAAGCUUACAACCUCAUGCAGCAUCUGGAGGGCCAACUGCAGCUUAGGGCGCAGAUACAGCGUGGUUGGCCAUUCUGUGAGCAUCCAGAUGUCCUCGAGGGGAUGCCACUGGCCUUCACGCAACGGCUGUACCGGCUUCGGCGCUUAUCAGCAUACCUGCCUUCAGACAUCAUUGUUCACCAGAAGGAUUACCGGCAGCUGGCUGCAUGGCCAUGGCCCCCAAGCAAUUCAUCCACGUACUUGAUUGGUCGCUACGGGUGGGAUGUCGACCCUAUCCAUCGCCAGUGGAUCGACCAGGUGAAGAACGAGUUGGAUGAGGUCUGGGUACCGUCCAACUGGCAUGCCGCAUCCCUAAGACAGCAAGGUGUCAGGACAGGCAAGAUUUUCGUCAUUCCUGAAAGCGUGGACUCUCACUUUUAUGACCCCGACAUUUGGGAGCCGCUCACUUUACCAAGACAAGCCCGGCUGUCUUUCCUGUCUUCAUUCCGGUUGGAUGACCACGCGGGCUGGCAGGCAGUGCUUUCGGCGUACCUGACGGCCUUUCGUAACUGCACAGAUGUUUCCCUAUACAUCAACACGGCGAUGUCCCCCGAGCUGUCUUACAAAAGGGCUUCUAUCUACGAGACCAUGAACACCUUCCUCCGUUCAAGCAAUGAUACGUACCUCCGUUCCAUCAGUAUGUAUCCUGAGCCUACACGGGGGGCACCGCACGUGUACGUGUUCGGCCGGCAACUGACACAAAUUGAGCUGCUCAGAAUCAUCUCUUCGGUUGAUGUGGUGGUGGUACCGUCCCGAGGUGACGGGUGGAACAGUCUGUACUUGGAAGCCAUGAGCCUGGGCAAGCCACUGAUAGCAACCACCUCUGCUGGUUUAGCUGAGCACAUCCAGCCGGGCUUUGCGUUUCAGAUUAACUACACGUCUACUGAGGUGCAUGGAUCAGACACGUGGUUUCGCGGAGCUCGUUGGGGUGAGCCGUGUGCUGAGGGGCUGAUCGCUGCAUUCCGUGCGGCGUAUAGCAGCAAAAGCCUGCAUGCGAUGGGGCGCGAGGCAAGGGUAAGGAUGGUCAAGGAGUAUGACAAUGAGGUGCUCUACUGCGCUACUUGCGGCCACUACUGCCCCAAGGCAGCUCAGUUGAAGUAUUUCCGCUGGUAUGGCGACACAGAGACGCCGCCAUUUGGUAUGGAUCCUACCAUGCAUGUUAUACGGCAAGAAAACUAUGGAGACUAUAUCGCGACAGCUCGCCUCAUAAAUGAUGGUGGCUUUCAUGCAGCCAUAUUACAGCACGAGUUUGGGAUCUGGGGUGGUACCGCUGGAUGUUUGGUUGUUUGCUUUUUAAAAAUGCUGGAGGUGCCAGCUGUUACUGUCAUUCACACGCUCAGCGACGACCGGGGAAACUCGGACCAAUACAUUUUGCAGCAAUUAUCGGCAGCAUCCACAGCAGUUGUCGUUAUGUCUGAAUCCUCCCGGAACAAGCUGGGGGCGUUCCACGGCAUCCCGGGCAACAAUGUCGUGGUUUUGCCACAUGGAGCGCCAGUGAUAUCUGCUGUGGACCCGCUUGCAGCGAAGGCAAUGCUAAACCUGACUGGAAGGACUGUACUGUUGACGCACGGCCUAAUAAACCCCAUGAAGGGUGUUGAUCUGGUGCUGGACGCCUUGCCCACAAUCGUAAAGGAGUUCCCCGCCGUGGUGUAUUUAGUCGUUGGCGAGCCCCACCCGGACUGUGGGUGGCCUUGCGCAAAUCACUAUGAGCAACUGGUCAAGGCUGUUUCAGAUCAUCGUAUCAUGGACCACGUCAGGUUUGUGACCAAAUUCCUUGAUGAUCGGUUGUUGUUGCAAUACGUCCAGGCGGCUGAUAUCUACGUCCUGCCGUAUAAGGAUCGCGUCAUGACCAACUCAGGCACCCUUACUAUGGCCCUUGCCGCUGGGAAAGCAAUAGUGUCUACCCCCUUCGAUCAUGCCGCGUCGGUGUUGCCGGGCCGCGGUGUGCUAGUAGAUUUUGAAAGCCCCACCUCGCUCCAAGAAGGAAUAUUGCAGCUGCUUCGUGAUGACGGCCUCAGAGUGAAGUACCAACAGGCAGCCAGAGAGCUGUCGUCCGGGAAGGAUUGGCGGUCAGUAGCCGAGGGAUACUUGUCACUGCUGCAAAAUAUAACGGCAUGA